Messenger RNA from Scomber scombrus (Atlantic mackerel), 2585 nucleotides. Its product is annotated as long-chain specific acyl-CoA dehydrogenase, mitochondrial-like. Bases 70 to 1398 code for a protein of 442 amino acids. The transcript has 11 exons. Gene Ontology annotation, molecular function: flavin adenine dinucleotide binding; long-chain fatty acyl-CoA dehydrogenase activity. NCBI's taxonomy places the organism in Eukaryota, Metazoa, Chordata, Actinopteri, Scombriformes, Scombridae. The record is from RefSeq and is a predicted model, not a curated record. Gene Ontology annotation, biological process: long-chain fatty acid catabolic process.
AUCACUCAGGCGAUCUUUAACCCUGCUUUCUUGUGUCUGUUUUCUUCUGUUUGCGCUUCUUACUGCAAAAUGUUUGUUAAAAACAUCGCUAAAACCUGCUAUUCCGGCUUGAGAAAUGCCUCCGGACGAGCUCAAACACUCUCCGCUGCUCCUACUAGACUACAGCACAGUCAGACCCAGCAGCACAGUCAUUCUGCAUCCUCCACACGCCCAGAGACCUCUGCCGCCAAGACCCUGAUGGACAUUGGCACUCGCAGGAUCUUCAAUGAGGACCAUGACAUCUUCAGACAAAGUGUCCGGCGCUUCUUCCAAGAGGAGGUGGUGCCACACCACAACAAGUGGGAGAAGGAAGGUCAGGUGAGCCGGGAAUUGUGGGAGAAGGCUGGGGAGCAAGGCCUGCUGGGAAUAAUGACUCCAGAGGAGCAUGGUGGCAUUGGAGGCGACCUGUUAUCCACCGUCAUCACGUGGGAGGAACAAAUGUACUGCAACUGCACAGGACCCGGUUUCGCCCUCCACUCCGACAUCGUCAUGCCCUACAUCUUAAACUACGGCUCCAAGGAGCAGAUCGAACGCUUCAUCCCCAAGCUGAUGGCAGGAACAUCCAUCGCUGCCAUUGCAAUGACAGAGCCAGGAGCAGGCAGUGAUCUACAAGGUGUGAGGACAAACGCCAAGAAGGACGGCAGCGACUGGAUCCUCAACGGCAACAAGGUGUUCAUCACAAACGGUUGGAUGGCCGACCUGGUGGUGGUAGUGACCGUGACCAACCGCGAGGCCAAGACAGCUGCUCAUGGCAUCAGUCUGUUCCUGGUGGAGAACGGCAUGAAAGGCUUCCAGAAAGGACGCAAGUUGGAUAAGAUUGGUCUGAAGGCUCAGGACACGGCUGAACUGUUUUUUGAGGAUGUGCGGCUACCAGCUGACGCCCUCUUAGGAGAACUCAACAAAGGUUUCUACUAUCUGAUGAAUGAACUGCCUCAGGAACGUCUGAUGAUUGCUGACAUGGCAAUAGCGAGCUGUGAGUUCAUGUUUGAGGAAACCAGGAACUACGUGUUGCAGAGGAAAGCUUUCGGCAAGACGAUCGCUCACCUACAGACUGUGCAGCACAAGCUGGCAGAGCUGAAGACUGAAAUCUGUGUGGGCCGAUCCUUCUUGGAUAACUGUCUUCAGCUCCACGCUGAGAAACGCCUGGAUCCCUCCACGGCCUCCAUGGCCAAGUUCUGGGCUUCUGACCUCCAGAACAAGGUGGCCACUCAGUGCCUGCAGCUCCAUGGAGGCUGGGGCUACAUGUCUGAAUACCCCAUCGCCAAGGCAUUUGUAGACUCUCGUGUUCAGCCCAUCUAUGGAGGCACCAAUGAGAUCAUGAAGGAGCUCAUUGCCCGCACCAUUGUCAGCCAGAAGUGAGAAAAUUUGGAAGGUUUUAUGGUGGAGGAGCACUGGGGAGAGUGGGGUGGUUUGCACAUAAUAUGUGUUUGUUUCUUGGUUGAUGAUUUGUCUGGAAAAAAACUGAAAAUUCCGAAUGUUCUCUUGGUCGUGAAAAGUCUGUAAUUGUAAAUGUAGUUAAACCUGCAGUGCAUAACUUUUGUCUCCCACUUCUGGCAGUGAGGUUAUUUACAAAAACACAGGUGACAGAUGCUUAUAAUGUAUGACUCCUAGCUGCUCUAUUGGCUCUAACCACUAUACUACUUGCUGUAAAACAGUGCAUACAGUUGUUUGAGUUUCACAACCUCUGCAAAAUGACUCAUGUCAUUAUGAGAAUUUGAUCCAUUCCGUCCAAUAACAUUUGGAAAGUCUAGAAAAAGCCGCACAACUGAAUCAUUUUAACCCCAUUCAAUUUAGUGGUGGGCUGAACUGGAAGUUUACCAGCUCGACUGACUGAUGUCCCGCUGAUGGCAAACGAACCAUUGCUUGGUUGAUGUAAAAUGUAAAAUCACUACCUUUGCUGCGGCACAGGAAGGUCGCUCCAGACAUCAGAUUAAAAGAGUCAGGUAUAUUGUGAAAUAUAGAGAGAUUUAUCUGGCGGUGAUAGGCUUAUUCAGCAUUGUGUGAACUAAUUUGGUGUACAUAUAAGGUGUUCAUUUUGACAUUCAUUCAUAUGUAAAAGUCCUGCACUGCAGCUUUAAAUUCCACUUGAAUUCUUCAAAUCAGGGUUGGAAGUUGCAAGUGGAAAAAAUAAAUAAAUAAACAGGGUUGUCCUUGAUUUUUAAGUGAUGCAUAUUACAGUAGUUUUAGAGGGUUGACUUAUUUUCCGAACAAACACUGAUUGCCAGAGCGUUUCUGAACAUGGGCUUUGUUAGUAAAAUAUGAGUUAUAUUUUACAACUUUAUUUUUAUAUGCCAUUUAACAGUCAUUGUAGUGUCCAUUGUAUUUAUACUUAAUAGAACAAUAACAGAUUCCAGGUAAAAAUGCACUUGAACAUGUUUUAUUUUUAUAAAUGAAACUGCUAUUAGUUGCUUGAGUGUGUGUGAGAAUAUCGAAGAGAUGAUUGUCAUUUAUUUAUCAGGUCCAUAUACCUUUUUGUCAACACAAAGUGUCCUUACUGUCAUAUCUUGGUUGUUCAUAUUGAUGAAAUAAACACACAUUAUGUUUUA